UGUUUUUGUUUCACGUGCAUGUUCAUUUUCAACAUGGCGGCGACCGUGGUUACAAGUUUAUGUUUCUUACAGCUGCAUAAACUGUCAUGCUCGAGGAAUAUAUGCCGUAAUUUAGUAACUGUGGGCCUAUUCGGUAGUGACAAAACGCGACCGAACCGCUUAACAGGCAAUAGUUAUUCCCACAUUAAACAGGCAUCGCAUUUUACACAGGACGAUCGGCUCUCGCGCAUCCCGGUCGAUAAACUGAAGAUAACAUACAGUCGGAGCAGCGGACCCGGCGGUCAACAUGUCAAUAAGGUCAGUACAAAAGCAGAGGUCCGUUUCCAUGUGCAAACAGCAGAAUGGAUUCCAGAAGAAGUGAGGCGAGAGAUUCUCUUAAAAAAUAAAACACGUGUCAACAAAGCUGGAGAGUUGAUUGUGACCUCAGAGAUUAGCAGAAGCCAAAAGAGAAAUCUAGAAGACUGUCUUCAGAAGAUCUCAGAAAUGAUUACUGAAGCCAGUCAGCAGAAACCACAGCCUUCUGAGGAGGAUAUCGCUCUGAGAGCUCAUAGAUUAGAGAAAAUAAAUUUGGAAAGACUUAAACAGAAGAAAUUACAUGCGGCAACAAAGCAAGCAAGACGAGUUGACUUUGACUGAACCCAAAACAUGAGUGUUUGUUCUGUAUUCAAACUUUGAUAUAAACAUUGCAAAAUUACACUGUGAAGGUGGUAUGUUCUUUUGCUGAAUGUCGUGUAUAGCAUCUAUUGAAGUACAUUCCAGAUUACUUUAAUCAACAUAGGAAUUAAAUCAUUAAUUAUUCAGUAUUAAUUAAUUAAUUAAAUACUAUUGUAGCGCAUUUAUUAGAAUUAAGAUAUUUGUAUGACACUAGAAU
This is a messenger RNA of Sinocyclocheilus anshuiensis, 871 nucleotides long. It is a transcript of the gene mrpl58, whose product is annotated as mitochondrial ribosomal protein L58. Gene Ontology annotation, biological process: mitochondrial translational termination. Gene Ontology annotation, molecular function: peptidyl-tRNA hydrolase activity; translation release factor activity, codon nonspecific. The transcript has 6 exons. The record is from RefSeq and is a predicted model, not a curated record. Bases 19 to 636 code for a protein of 205 amino acids. NCBI's taxonomy places the organism in Eukaryota, Metazoa, Chordata, Actinopteri, Cypriniformes, Cyprinidae. Gene Ontology annotation, cellular component: mitochondrial large ribosomal subunit.